AUGAUAGUUAACCAUAGGAAACCGUUGCAGGGACGUUUAGCUCAGGAAUUGCAUGAAAAAGCAGGUGUUUUGAUCGGAAAGUGUGGCAUAGAUGAGGUGAAACAGUUUCAGACUUAUUUGGCUGAUUAUCAGAUUAAUAUCGUUUCGAAAGAACAUCAGAAUGCUAUUAUUUUUUCCAGACCUGACAAGGAAAAAAAGAUUUAUUUGUUUUUGCAUGAUAAUCAUUUUGAUGUAAUCACAAGCAUGCUGGCUUUUUUUGCCAGAAAACGGUACUGUCACACCUGUAAAAAACCGUAUGAUAAAACAGUGGAUCAUAUGUGUCCCAAUGCAUGUCAAUGUUGUCGUUUUCCAAAUUGUCCGGUUGUUUUGUGGGUUUCCUGUGUUGAUUGUAAUCGUAUGUUUAAGAGUCAAGAGUGUUUUGAUCGCCACAAACAAAACAUAGGGCAGGAGGGUUUGGUUUGUGCUUCUUUGGUGAAAUGUCCACGCUGUAAUAGUGUUGUCAAGCGGGGGAAAAUGAGGUCUGAUUUGCAUCACUGCAGACAUAGUAAAUGUAAAGUGUGCAAGGAAUACGUCGAUCCUAAGCAUCAAUGGUGUUACAUGCAACCCGCGAAAGAAAAGCCUACCCAUGAGGACAUGUCUGAUGACGAAGGCAGUGAUGAAAGUGGUUAUAACGAACUGUUGUUUUUUUACUUUGAGUGUCGUCAGGAGAACGGUACCCACGAACCAAAUUUAUGCGUGGUUCAGAACGAGGCUGGUGAUGAGUGGGUGUUUAAGGGGAAUAAUACACGAAACGAGUUCUGUGAAUGGUUGUUUACAAAAGAGCACCAGGGAUGUAUAGUGGUAGCCCAUAACUUCCAGGGUUAUGACGGGUAUUUUAUUCAGCAAUACCUACACGAAAAUGGUGUUAUUCCCGAGGUUAUCAUGCAUAGCGCAAAAAUCCUUUCAAUGUAUGUACCUAUGCUUAAGAUUAAAUUUAUCGAUUCUUUGAGUUUCAUCCCUAUGAGACUGGCUGAUUUUCCCAAGACCUUUUGCCUGAAUGAACUGGAGAAGGGAUAUUUUCCUCAUCUGCUUAACAAGAUGGAAAAUCAAAAUUAUAUUGGACCCCUACCAUCGAGUCCCUAUUAUUACCCCGACAGAAUGAGUUCCACAGAGAGAGAAAAGUUUAUGGAGUGGCACAAUGGUUUAAAAGAGAACAGUUAUUUGUUUAAUUUCCAAGAAGAGAUCCUAAGUUAUUGUCGGUCUGACGUGGAUAUUGUACGGCGUUGUUGCCUCGAAUUCUGUGAACUGUUCCGUGAUAUCACAAACAUUGAUCCAUUCAAGAAAUGUCUUACGAUUGCGUCUGCGUGCAAUCUUGUGUUCCGGACGAAUUUCCUUAAAGAGGGUACCAUUGCCAUUUUGCCUCCUCAUGGUUAUCAUCCAGGAACUAAACAAUCUAACAUAGCCUUAAAAUGGCUGUCUUAUACUGCUGAGAAGAACGACAUAUACAUUCAGCACAAACGCAAUGGUGGAGAGAAAACUGUUGGUCGCUAUUCCCUGGAUGGUUACGACGAGGAAACACAUACAGCGUACGAAUUUCACGGUUGUUUCUGA
Paramuricea clavata is the source of this 1590-nucleotide messenger RNA. The record is from the annotation of a GenBank genome assembly. Lineage: Eukaryota; Metazoa; Cnidaria; Anthozoa; Malacalcyonacea; Plexauridae.